Messenger RNA from Kalmanozyma brasiliensis GHG001, 3822 nucleotides. RefSeq names its product FYVE zinc finger. The transcript has a single exon. Gene Ontology annotation, molecular function: protein binding; metal ion binding. Lineage: Eukaryota; Fungi; Basidiomycota; Ustilaginomycetes; Ustilaginales. The record is from RefSeq and is a predicted model, not a curated record. The coding region runs from base 1 to 3822 and encodes 1273 amino acids.
AUGCCGGCCCCGGAUCUUCCGUCGGGCAGUCAUUAUGGAGACGCUGACGAGCUCGCGCACGACGUCUGGGCUCAUGCCGGAAGCUCGUCUUCUUCCAACCGCCGCUCGAUGACUGACGCCAAUGGAGGAGUUGGCGCAAGCAUGCAUGCUCCACCAAAUCGACGCACUGACCCCUCCUCGAGAGAGUCGUCGUACGAUGCAUCAGGCUUUCCUUCCAUGGGCCUGUCCACCAGGCUCAAUCGCACCAGCUCCUCGUUCGGCUCCAGGGCACCCACCAACGGUACCGAAGCUCGCAAACCCAAGUUUGCACCCUACGAAGCCGAGAACCUCUGGGUCACUUCUUCCUCUUCAUCUUCGCAUACCUUCAAACCUCCGCACAACGCCCUUUCGGCUAGCGCUUCCGUCUUGACACCAUCUCGAUACCAGCAACAGCAUUCGGACCCUCUCGCUGCUGCCAACGACUUUCAGGAUCCUCUCACCAGCGCGUACAGCUCGAGCCCCAAUAGGGCUGCUUCUGUGGAUCAAAUGAUUCAUCAGUCACAAGAAGCUGAGGCAUCGCACGUCGUCGACUCCAUGUAUCCUGAUGCGCAGCAAGGCGACGAGACCAUCCGCCAGGCAUCACGGAUUGGCGGCGCAGACUCGCAUCGAGGAGCGGCAGACACAUCAGAUACAAACGCAGAGGAGCAAGAUGACCAAGACGAUGAAGCUACAUUCGUCUACCCUGGAAUUGCUGAAUUGGAAAGCGGCUCAGUAACAGAACAGACCGCUCCAGACUCUCGAAAGGGGCAGGAUCCGACCGAUGCCUGGCCAGAGACACGCCAGCUUCCUGAGGACUCCGCAGACGAAGAUCGGAGCGCAAGUCAUGAUACUGCAGUCGCAAGAUCUCGACCUCAGGCCUCCAACCAUAACGAUAUCGACUACAACAUCCUAGCAGCUCUUUGCAGCCGCGGCUCUGUGUCUGACCUGCAGCGAUUCUUCGAGGAAGCGUGCUCCAGCCUAUCCGAGGGCCAAGGUGUCUCCUCCUUUGCGCUUGCCAACGACCCGAAUCCCAGCAACGGUCUCGUGCCACUUCACUACGCUGCCAAAGAGGGAAAGACCGACACUGUUCGCUGGCUCAUCACUCAAGCGGGAGCCAUCGUCGAAAUGGAAGAUCGCGAGGGCGAGACUCCUUUGCACAAAGCUGCCAUGGCCGGAAAGCUCUCCGUGGCUUCUCUGCUCCUGUCGCACGGCGCCGAUGCCAAUGCCAAGGACUCGGACGGCUGGACUGCGCUGCACAAUGCAUGCAGUCGCGGUUAUCUCGACCUUGUUCGCCUACUCAUCGAUCGUGGCGGGGCACAGAUCGACAUCCAAGGCGGACGAGGGGCAUGGACGCCGCUCAUGAAUGCGGCUUCCAAGGGUCACCUGCCCAUUGUGCGCCACCUGACCGCAAAGUACCACGCCGAUCCUUUCGUGCGCAACGCCGCCGGCGAGACCGCCUUUGACGUCGCCGCUGCCUCCUUUGAAGUCUACAUCUGCGAGGUGCUGGAGCGCUAUGAGGCCGAGCGAUGGAAUGCCGCCAAGUCAAAUCCUCCUUCGCAUACUCAGCCUGGUCAGAUCGUCCCCGGCCGCGGGCAUUACGAGCCUCUAGCUUUGCACAUUACCGUUCCCAUCAUCCUGCACGAGAAUCAGCGCCUCGAUACUCGACUCCAAACUCUUGCCAUGCAUGGCGCAAAGCCACGCUGGAGCUCCUCGAGUGCAGCCCGCGCUCACAAGCCAGAUCGCCGUUCGCCAAGCUCGAUGCCGCCGGGCCCUCUAGCUCCCAGUCGCACACGCCACGCUCCCGUUCGUCAAGAGGAUGUGGGCCUUCCUGCUCGCUCCGUACCCUAUAAGCUACGGAUUCGAACACGUGUUAAUCCGGCCGUGGCUCGAAGGCGAGCCGCAGCAGCUGUUGCCGCACAGCGCGCAAAUCAGCCGCAUCAUGGCCUCGAGGACGAUAUGGCAAGUACACCGACACCUGAAUCUGUCCUGCAAGCUCGCCGCGGCGGACGUAGCACCAAUGGUGCUCGUUCUGGCGACGCUGAGGAGGAGGCCUCUCACUUCUGGCUGAGCGAAUGGCAGCUGGAUACCACUCACCCACUCGUGGAUGUCGAACAAGGCUGGCAGUAUGCCCAGUCCUUUGAUGCGCUGGACGACAAGUGGUCAUCCCAGCCGCCGCCCCCGCUCGAGCGCCUACUUGAGGGACGUGGGCUGAGUGCCUCGGUGACGAGAGCUCUCACCGGUGGAGCCGGUCUGGCUAAUGCGCAAGCCGAGCAAGAAGCUUCGUCAGGUGGGUGGGUUCGCAGGAGACGAUGGAUCCGAGUCAUGCGCCGUCGUCUCGACAUCGAAUUCGGUGAUGAUCUGGAAGCCUGCGAAGGUGUCGGCUCGGGCGGGUCGGACGUUGGAACAGGACAUGGAACCGACCCGAAUGGCGCCGACGGUCACAGCCUGUCCACCGCUGCAAUCAUGGCCGCACAGGAAGCAGCUAAGCUGGAAUGCUCCCAGCUCGGGCCGGAUGCCGACUACGUCAGCCGUGCCAAGGCUCUUGCCGGCUCGAGCGCAGCCUCUGGUGCUACUCCUGCUGACGCACUCGGCGACGAUCGUGACGAACUUGCAAGGCGUAUCGCUCGACUGUACAUGGCCAUCACAGAGCUGCGCGCCGCUUUCGAAGACGACGAUGUCGAGCGCAGAAGCCGCGCUGAGGACCUGCGCAAGGAAUACACCCUUCAGCUCGGUCAGCUGCGAGAGGCAACCGGACUGGAUGAGGACGAGGACGAAGAUGCCGCCGACGAGGAUGACGAUGAGUUCAUCUACCCGAACUCGUACAAGGAUGACGGCGCCUCCGUCUUCACCCGUUUGGUCAACGGAGAGACGUCCGGCACUCUGUCCCGUCCGCCUAUCUCGCAGCGUCACAGCAGCGCUGCAACGUUACUACGCAACAGCGUCGCCCCCUCCGAGGCCGGUACAUCGCUCGCUGCAGCCCGCAGCGCCGAUCUCGCGGCCAACCGCGAAUUCCGCGUGCCCACCAACGAAGCGCCCAACAAGGUAACGCUCCGCACUGGGCCAGCCAUGCGCGAGCAAAACCUGCAGCCGCAGUGGGAACGCGACGAGGAGGCGAGAGACUGCAGAGGCUGCGGCCGUCACUUCACCUUCUUCCUUCGCAAGCAUCACUGUCGACGCUGCGGCCGCAUCUUUUGCGAUGCCUGCUCGUCGAGGCGUGCGCAGCUGAGGAUGGCCGAGAUUGUGGUCGAUCCGAGCCUCCCCGGCAUGGCAGCCUCGGAAAUGCUCGCUCCGACGCGCGUCUGCAACGGCUGCCACGCUGAACUCCAGCUGCCUCCGCAAUUGCAGACCAUGCGGGGUGCGGAAGCCAUGAUGGCUGUUUCGCAAGCGCGGGGCGCAGGCGAAGCGUCCAGCCGCUCUGGUGCACAGACGCAAUUGGAUGAGGCCGGACUUCACUCUACGUUGGCGGCCCCGAGCGAUGUCUCGAGCCGGGCCAGCGAGCUGACUGAAUGUCCGGUCUGCUCCACCUCGCUCUCCGCGCUAGGCGGGUCCGAAGAGCAGGAGGCUCACGUGCGUAACUGUCUCGAGAACGGCGGAGGUGGAAGCAUGCAAGGCGGACGCUACCUCGUUUACAAACUGCCGGGCGACUCGCCGAUCGUGGGCAAAGAGUGCUCGAUCUGCAUGGAAGACUUUGUUGCCAACAGCACGAUUGCGAGACUGCCGUGUCUUUGCUACUUCCACCGUGGUUGCAUCGACUCUUGGUUCAAGAGGGGACGGGAAUGCCCCGUCCAUGCUAGAUCGUGGUAG